AUGGCACAUAAAGCAUCUCCCAUGGAAAGCUCUUUGGAAAGUGAAGAAUACCACAUAGAUGAAGAAGUGGGCUUCGCUCUACCAAAUCCACUGGAGGAACUUCCUUACCCUUAUGAUGCCUGGAUUUCCAUUGUUAAAAAGCUUCCUGUCCUGAUUGAGAAUGGUGAACUACGUGCAGAAGUUGAGAAGUUACCAUUGCUCAGCAUCAAUGACCUCCAAGGACACAAGUUGCAGCGCCUCGCACAUCUGGUCCUGGGCUAUAUCACCAUGGCAUAUGUGUGGGGCCGAGGUGAUGAUGUCCGUAAGGUCCUGCCAAGAAAUAUCGCUGUCCCUUACUGCAGCCUCUCUGAGAAGCUGGGAUUGCCUCCCAUCCUAGUUUAUGCCGACUGUGUCUUGGCAAACUGGAAGAAAAUUGAUCCCAGUGGACCCCUGACUUAUGAGAACAUGGACAUUCUGUUUAAAUUUCCUGGAGGGGAUUGCGGUAAAGGAUUCUUUCUGGUUUCUCUAUUGGUGGAAAUAAAAGCUGCUUCUGCAAUAAAAGUCAUUCCAACUAUAUUCAAGGCAGUACAGAAUCGGGACCGAGACACUUUGCAGAAGGCCCUGGGUGACAUAACUUCUUGUCUGCAGGGAGCCCUUCAAGUGUUUUACCAAAUUAAUGAGUAUGUGGACCCGAAACUGUUUUUCAAUGUUCUUCGCAUAUACUUGUCUGGCUGGAAAGGCAAUGCCAAGCUGCCAGAGGGAUUACUGUAUGAAGGCGUCUGGGACACCCCAAAAAUGUUCGCUGGGGGUAGUGCAGCCCAAAGCAGCAUCUUUCAGUGCUUUGAUGUUCUGUUGGGCAUCCAGCAUAGUUCUGAUGAAGCAUCAUCUGCUGAAUUCCUCCAGGAAAUGCGAACAUAUAUGCCACCAGCUCACCGGGAAUUUCUUCACUCAUUAGAGUCAAAACCUUCAGUUCGUGAGUUUGUCCUUUCAGAAAGGGAUGAAGACCUACAGGAAAUUUAUAAUAUGUGUGUGAAUGCUAUGGUUUCCCUGAGACAAUACCAUUUGACUAUAGUAACUAAAUAUAUUGUGGUUCCUGCAAACAAGUCCAAGAGAAAACAAUCAUCUGAAGAGCCAUCAGAAGAAGAAAAUAAAGGAACUGGGGGCACUGAUGUCAUGAAAUUUCUAAAGUCUGUGAAAAAUACAACUAUUGCUGCCCUGUUGAAGGAAAUAUAA
Molecule: messenger RNA, 1212 nt
Organism: Pipistrellus nathusii (Nathusius's pipistrelle)
Lineage: Eukaryota; Metazoa; Chordata; Mammalia; Chiroptera; Vespertilionidae
Source: the annotation of a GenBank genome assembly